CACGAGGAACGUUUAAUUUUUAAUUUUGUAGUGUUUAGUUCUUUAAUUUUUUUUAAAUAAAUUAUUUUACUUAGUUUAUGUUAUGUGUAAAAAUUAAAUAAUUAUUCUAGUGAAACAUUUCAAUACCAUCGACGAUACAAAUCUAAUUAUCAAUAGCUAUAGUUGAACAUCACAUCGUUCGUCCAUCAUUGUCGGCAGAAUCGACAAAACUACUGAAAACUAUGACGAAACACUAUCCCACGCCGUUUACGCCCAAAGACUCGACUGAAAUGUGCAUGCAGACCAGAAAGCCGCUGUCGGCCUGCCACACGGAGAACUUUGUGUUCCUCAGGUUCCUCAUGCACCUGUUUGGGUACACCGUUGACGGACCACCGACGCCGAAGGAUAAAAACGUACUAAUUGAAUCCGCCACGACGGACACUCGGACCGAGUUGCAUUUCUUGGAUGGUUAUCAACAUCUGUUCGAUGAAACGUUUAUGUCCGUGUUCCAGAAAAAGAGGCGAAAAAGAGCCGUGGACGAUCAAUACGAUUUCGUGAUAGUCGGUGCCGGAUCUGCGGGCUGCGUCGUCGCAAACAGACUGUCGGAGAUUAAAGACUGGAAGGUGUUACUCCUUGAAGCCGGGAUCGAGGAACCAGAAUUUUCUUCUGUGCCAGGUCUUGCACCUUUACAAUUGGGAAGCAAGAUCGAUUGGAAUUAUACAACACAGCCUGAUGAACACAUGUGUAGGUCCAGACCAGGAGGUAUGUGUGAUUGGGCUAGGGGCAAAGUAAUGGGUGGGUCAAGCACGAUCAACUACAUGAUUUAUACUCGAGGAAACAUGGAUGAUUAUAACGAAUGGGAACGUAUGGGAAACGAUGGGUGGGGAUAUGAAGAAGUUCUUCAAUAUUUUAAAAAAUCCGAGGAUAAUGAAGAUCCAGAAGUUUAUAAAAAAAACCAAAAGUUUCAUGGCAAAGGCGGAUAUCUUACGGUGGAAUGGUUUCCAUACGUAGACCCUACGGCAGUAGCUUUAAUAAAGGCGUGGCAAGAAAUCGGUUUGCAUUAUGUAGACGUAAAUGCCGAAAAUCAAAUAGGCGUAACUCAUUUACAAUCGACAGCUAGGCAUGGCGAACGAAUGAGCACUAACAAAGCGUUCAUAAGACCGAUUAGAAAAAAACGGAAAAACCUAACUGUCCUAACAGACGCACACGUCACUAGGAUAUUGAUCGAAAAGAAACGCGCUAUUGGGGUGGAGUUUUUGUACAAGAAAAAAAUUAGGACGGUGUUCGCAAAAAAAGAGGUGAUUCUGAGUGCCGGCAGUCUAAACUCACCAAAAAUACUGAUGCUCUCCGGUGUCGGGCCUAAAAAACACUUGGACAAGAUGAAAAUUAAAGUUGUGAAGAACUUAGCCGUUGGGAGGAACCUACAAGACCACGUCACGUCUGACGGUGUCGUAAUUCGCGUGAAAAAAACAGCUACCGACAAGCCGCUCAAAGAGAAAAAGGAAGACGCUGUUUUGUACAAAAAAAAAAGAAAAGGUCCUCUGGCGGCCACUGGCCCAUUACAAUGUGGCGUAUUCCUUCAAACUAAAUAUGAAGAUACACUGGAUCUGCCGGACAUAAAUUAUGCAUUUGACAAUGCCAACGAGAAAGAUUGGAUUAUCGACCCUGCAAAUGCCACAAAAUUCGGUAUGUCUCCUGUUUCUUAUUACGAAGCGAUUAACGUGAGACCGAUUUUGUUGAAGCCAAAAAGUAGAGGAUAUAUAUUACUCAACGAAACUCAUCCGAUUUGGGGUCAACCACUGAUUUAUCCACGUUUCUUCACUAAAGGAAACGAUCUUGAUAUACUCGUUGAAGGCAUGAAAAUCGGAGCGAACCUGGUGAACACGGCGUCAAUGCGCAAAGCGGGGGCGGAACUAGUGGAUGUGCCGGCAAAGGCAUGCAAGGAAUACAAAUUCGGCUCGGACAAGUACUGGGCGUGUGUGGCCACCGAGUACACGGCCACCAUAUACCAUCCGGUUGGCACGUGCAAGAUGGGACCGGAAUCGGACGAAGAAGCUGUCGUCGACCCGGAACUGCGCGUGUACGGUGUAGAGGGUCUCAGGGUGGUGGACGCUUCCAUCAUGCCGACUAUCGUCCGAGGAAACACGAACGCACCGACCAUAAUGAUUGCGGAAAAGGCGUCAGACAUGAUCAAGGAUAAAUGGCAUCAGCAUAUGUCGUCGAACGAUAACGCAGCUGAAAUCAACGAAUAACGAUCACGAUGAGUGAUAUAAUCAUAUUGUUAUUAUUAUUAUAUAUAUGGCGAUUGUAUUUGCGUCCAGUGACAGAGGAGGUACUGUAGGCAGCAGUCCCCAAAAUGUAGUAAUUUUUUGAAUUUUUCUCUCGUGCAUUACUCUUAGGGGUGACCCCUGAUAAUUAUAUAAGAUUUACCCAUCAUACAAGCAUGUCAACACGAAGAAAUAUUGAUAGGACCUAAUGUUUUUCAAAAAAUCCCUGAAAUUAAACGAGUAAUAUAUAAAAUAAUAUAGUGAAGACGUUCCUAUAUUUCCAUGUUAUCACAUUUUUAUAAAUACAUAAUAUAACUUAUAUAUUUGGAAUUUAUGUCGUACGUCAGAGUGCUAGUUCUGAAUUGACCAAUCAAAGUUUAGUAAAACGUUUAAUUAGGUACACGGGUAAUAAGUUAAAAACUUAAAAUCCAAAACCAACUAGUAUGCAAUGAUUUGUGCUUUUAUAUCAUAGUUUUAUGUUUUAACUAUAAUAUAUACUAUUAUAAUUUAUAAUAAACAGUCAUUUUUUAUCGAAUAAAAUAUAAAACUAAUAAUAUGAAGUUUGUGUAAACGAUUUGAAGAAAAAACAUACAUUUUAUCAGCAUAACUUUGUUAGUUGAAUAAUAGUGAAUUAUUAUUAGGUAUCUUAUACAAGUUGAUUUUUCUUUUUAAUUUCAUCGUGAUAGUAAUAAUAAGUAGACAUCGCAAUACAUACAUGAUUCGUGAUGUGUGUGCAGAAUUCGCUUACUUCAAUGCAAACUGCAGAACAUACAGAAAUAGGUCAACGCUGUGCGUAUCUAUUUAUAUACUAUGAGGACGUAAUAAUUAAUAAAUAAUAAAAUUACAAAAAUUUAAAUCGUCAAAAAAAUUGAUCACUCCAUCAGGAUAAUACUUUUUAAAUUUCAAAUGUAAAAAUUCAUCAGUUAAAAUAAUAACAUAUAAAAUUUCAAAGUUGCAAAAAACUGUACGACAUAAGUAUCACGCAUGCAAGUAUUGGAAUAUUUAAGAAAUAAAAAAAAAAAUCUAGAUAAAAUAGUUCAGCUGUAACAUUUACAUAGUUUAUGUAGAUUAAAUUUAAUCAUGACACAGGUUUACUAAAUUUUAGAAAUCUUUAACAACCCUUGACUUGUCUUAGAUUAAAAGUGAUUUGAUGUAUAAAAAAGUAUACAAAAUUCUACGAAUGACUAAAAUUAUAAUAUUAAUUUAGAAGGGCGUUUUAUCUAUACUUACUCAUUAUACGUACAUCAAUAUGAAAUGAACUCGAACAUAAUAUUAUAAUAUGUAAUUUUCUACUUUUACAUUACAUAACGUUGUGUACACAUAAAUUGGCUAAAACCAAGUCCUCGUAAUAAGACGUAUAAAUAUACCUAUUAUAUAUUUAUAUGUAUACCAGUUAUUAGAUACUUAUUUAAAUAUUCAACAUUUUAAUCUUUUAUCACUCAUUUUUAUUUUUAUUGGCAUUAUUUUACCCGGUAGACGUCUUAAUAAUAUGAUAUUAUAAAUUAAUAAUUAAAUAUAUGAAAUCAUGUAGGUAUAGAGUAAAUUUAAAUGAAUUGAAUAUUGACUUUUAAUUUAUUAUUUGGAUUAUUAAUUACAAGGAUACCUCAGAAAAAUAUCAUAAACUAGAAUUAUUUGUAUUACUAGUAGGUACGUCUGAAAUAUAAAAUACAAAACCAAUAUGAUCACAACAAUUUGAAGUCAGAAUAUUAUAUUAUAAUUAAUUUAAUGAUAAUAUUAAUGAAAUAAAAUAAAAUCAGCGCAUUUUAAAUAAAACAAAAUACUGCUUUAAUAGUGUUAAAAUAUGUAUAGCUUCUUCUGUAAUUUAUUAUUUUUUGCCAAACUACAUUAUCUGUGACCUAAGUAUGAUGUCGAUAUUUUUGAAAAAUAGGCUUGACGCAUAAACAUAUACAUAUACCUACUAUGUACCCAAUUUAUAAUAUUGUAAUAUUAUGUGUUACAAUUUUAAGGGUAGAAUGUGUACACAAGUUAAAAGUAUUGAUUACGUAAUAUUUAUAUUAUAUUUAUUCUUUAUACGUACCUACUUUUGUAAUAUCAAUGUCUUAUUAUUUACAUUUUAAAUAUAUAUUUUUUUUGUAAUAUUAUACAUUUGUACAUUUAAAUGUACAUUGUUUAAUAACUAUUUUAAUCGAUGGAAAUAAUAAUUGCUCAAUAUAAUAUAGUACAACGAAAACUACUUAUUAUUUAUAUAUUCAUUUAACAUAUAAGUUUUAAAAUAUUGUAAAAGUACAUCUAAAUAAUAUUGUUUUACACUUUUGUAAAAAAUACGAAUGUAAUUUACAGUAUAUAGAUUUUGAAGAACUUGAAAUGUUCAAAUGCCAAAUAAUAAGUUGUACUUUUUAAAAUAGAAUAUUAAUAAUUUUCAAUAUAAUAAAUUCGCUGUAUUUUUUAAAGAAAUGUUUACCUAUAUAGUAUGUACAUCUACCUGUACUACAGAUAAAUAAAUACAUUUUAAGUUCAGUGAUCAUGGUUUCUUCAUAUCUGUAAUAAAAUUAAUGGGAGUAUCUGGCCAUUAGUUGAUCGUGGUUUUAAAUGAUAGUUAUUUUGAUUGUUUGUUUUUUCCAUUUAGUUUGUAUAAGAAGUUGCAUAUUUUAGUUUAAAGUUUAUAGAUUACAUACUUUAUAUGUGCCAUUUACAUAAAGAGAAUCGUAUGUAUCAACCAAAAUGUAACAAAUAAUAAUAACUCAUACAC
Metopolophium dirhodum (rose-grain aphid) is the source of this 4956-nucleotide messenger RNA. RefSeq names its product glucose dehydrogenase [FAD, quinone]-like. Lineage: Eukaryota; Metazoa; Arthropoda; Insecta; Hemiptera; Aphididae. The transcript has 7 exons. The record is from RefSeq and is a predicted model, not a curated record. Bases 222 to 2231 code for a protein of 669 amino acids. Gene Ontology annotation, molecular function: oxidoreductase activity, acting on CH-OH group of donors; flavin adenine dinucleotide binding.